This is a messenger RNA of Durusdinium trenchii, 2924 nucleotides long. Lineage: Eukaryota; Dinophyceae; Suessiales; Symbiodiniaceae. The record is from the annotation of a GenBank genome assembly.
AAGAAGAAGAAGAAGAAGAAGAAGAAGAAGAAACGCUCCCCCUAAAAAAUCAGGGAAGUGGAAAACCCACCUGUUGGCAUUCAGAAACGGGUCCUCCAAGGCAUUCAGAAAGGGGUCCUGUUCCACUUCUAUGAUUAUUCCAGCUGGCGAUGUAGAGGCGAAGGAAGAAUCGCCCGCUGGGUCAAGGCCUGGCCCCUGGAAGAACACGAGGCUGCUGAUGUUGAGAAUCAGACACAGCUCGCAGUAUCGCAGGCCCCGCACUGCGUUGAUGCCCAGUUCUGGGGUUUCUUGGGUGAGAGGAUGGGUCGCUCUUCCAUGCGAUCAGGUCGUUUUCAAGCAUGCGCUCCCCCAACUCGUGGCACACACCAAGAACACCAGACGUGCCUCAUCAGGGGACCGAUGGCCCUCCACCAGCUCUUGGGCCAUGCCGAGCCGAUUCACCGCGUCCACGACGCGGACAUUGUCUUCGCCCAGCCCAGGAAGAGCAGAUCACCGAUCCGGCACUGCGCUCCUACGUGGAGGAUGACAUGCUGCCUGCGGCUGCGCGGUGGCUGUCCUCUGCAGUGCAGGUGCUGCCGGUCUUGGGGAACCUGAGGCUGAAGCAGCAUUGCGACAUUGUCUCCACGCACAGCGGGCAAUGCAUGCGCGUGGCCGCCGACAACCGGGAGUGUGGUCCAGUUACUAUACCCGUCGAGCAUUUCCAAGAGCAGGAGUAUUGCCCCAAUGGACGGAUCGCAGGGUGUCAGACCUCUCCUGGUGGUACUGGGAUCCCGGACACGGACCUCAUCAUCUACAUCACAGCCUUGCGGACCACCUGGUGCUCCGGCAACACUGUCGCGUAUGCGGCGGCCUGUCGCCAGGCUGAGGAUGAUCGCCCCGUGGCAGGCUAUCUGAACUUCUGCCCUCAGCGCUUGGGUCAGAAUCACUGGCAUCAGGAUGUGGCUGUGGCGCUUCACGAGACCUUGCACUCGAUGGCGUUUUCCUCGUCGCUCUUCCCCUUCUUUCGGGACGCCAGCGGGGCGCCGCGCACCAGCCGCGACCAGUUUGGCUUUCCGCCUUUGAGCGAGGCAGGCUUCUGGGUGGCCAGUGACUCCACCAUCAAGGAGGAGCUGGUCGAUGGACAGCUGCGGCACUUCUUGGUCACCCCGAAGGUGGUGCAAGCAGCACGGCACCACUAUGCCUGCGACCGGUUGACAGGCAUCCCCAUGGAAGAGCAGGGAGGCGAUGGCACUCGCUUCUCCCAUUGGGACGCCCGAAUCAUGCACACCGAGGUCAUGGCAGCAGAGAGCAGCACGGUACCAAGGAUCUCAGACUUGACCUUGGCGCUCUUAGAGGACAGUGGCUGGUACAAAGUGCAUGGUGGCGCUGCAUCAAUAGAUGGCGAUAGCGUGGCGGGUGCCUUUUUCUUCGGCAAGAACAAGGGCUGCAGCUUCGUCGAGGGCCAGUGCAUCAUUGCCCAGCAGAGUGCUUUCCCUGGCACCUUCUGUACAGAGAAUCAGGGGCCUUGCGCAAGUCAGUGGUCAGGAUCCCUCACCUGCUCCCACGAUGCGAUGGCAGUGGGCUUGUGUAGCAACUGCCAGCACACCAACCCGCUCCCUGUGGCCUAUCGCCAUUUCGAGAAUCCUAGGCUGGGUGGCUAUGCCCGCUAUGUGGGUUACUGCCCGGUGGUGGAGCCCUUCUGGUUCUGCAAGGACCAGAGCGCCUACAGCGCCCAUGCAUCAUUUCGCUAUGGAGAGUCCUUGGGCGCCGCCUCACGCUGCAUCUUGUCCACGGCCACCCAGGAAGGCUACACCCAGCCGCAGCGUGCCCUUGGCAGCUGUCGGAACGUCUACUGCGAGGAUGGUGGGGUGAAGAUUCAGAUUGGAGGCCCGGAGAACUUGGUGCAUUGUGCGGCAGCGGAGUCAGGUCAGCCCAAGCAGGUCUAUGGCCAGUUCCGAGGCUAUGUGCUUUGCCCUGACUAUGUGCAACUCUGCGGCGCGGAGGGUGUCCACGGCCCCAAGCGCGAUCAGAGCGACUGCCUCUUCCCGGGGGUGCUGCGGCAUGGCCGCUGCGUGUGCCCCCCUGGAUCUUUGGGCACAGACUGCAGGGUACGGGAUGUGAAGGCAGUGCGCCAGGACUACCCUUUCGGCUUCCGCUAUCCUCAGCUGGUCUUCAACUUGAAGGUGGGUGUGCCGGUCUCGCAGAGCGAGCUGGUCUCCUGGCCGGUGCGGCCCACGCAACUGGAUGGACCCAGCCUGGUGAGCUACCGCGUGGCGCCGGAUCUUCCCUACGGCCUUCUGCUCAGGGACGGGGUGCUGGAGGGAACUCCUUUGGUGCCGUCCGCUCGCCAGACCUAUGUGAUCGAAUGCUUUGGAUGGACGGGUGGCGCGAGCACAGUGAUCUUCAUUUCGGUGGCAUGUGAGGGCGCCUCCUGUGAUGCGACCACGCCCAUCCGUCCGACCACGCCCACGACCACUUCAGCGGGCCCAAGGGCAUCCACCUCCGCAGGCACGGUGCUGGAUGAGAGGAGACCUGCAGUGUUGGUGAUGGCCUUACAGGUGCAGUUUUCCGCCUUGCAGAGGGAUCCAGGGCUGGAGACCUUUGCCCAAGAGAUGCAGGUGGUCUUCCGUCGACUUCUCCAGGUGGAUCUCGCCAAUGUGGGCAUCAGUGCAGCUGCGGACGGCCAUGCAGUCGUUGAGGCCUGGGUGCCGAGACCGUUGCAGCAGCAGCUGGAAGAAGGGCUGCGACAGCAGCUUCAAGAUCCAGCCUCGUCGCUUUGGAGCUCGUCCAUUGGAAGAUACCUGGACUCUGCGAGCAUCACCAGUAUCAACGAAGAGGGUGCAACACAGGUUUGGCCGCCCAAAGAAGAUGCGGCACCCAGCUGGAUCGAUCUCACUGCUUGGCAGGAUUGGUUGACCUCUCAGCCCUUGUGGGUCAAAGUGGCG